AUGAACCACUCAGAUCCACCCGAGGGAUCACCUCCUUCUUUCAUACCUCCCUUGUCCAAUUAUGCAGGUUUCGGCAUGUUCGAAGACGAAACAGAGCAGACUCUGGAGCGCACCAUAUUCAACGAUACUCUGGCGGGACUUAUAGAGGCGGCCGUUGAAGAUGUUCUUCCACGAAGAUUUUUUGAGCACGCUCAAGACCCAAACACCACUUCCCAGGCUUCUCUGGCUGGUACAGAGCAAGCAAGUGUGUAUCCACCCUUCUGGUAUGAGGAAUCACCUCAUACUGACGAAGAAAUGGUAGACAUUGAAGAAACACCCAAUCGAUUCAUUAGUGGCACUGGUGCUUCAGGGGUUGCCAACGUUUAUCAAACCACUGCCGCUGGAAUGAAUGAGAACACUGAACCCUCUUACAGCAGCCUCAACACUCUUCCAGCUACAAAAAACAAGGCGACAAUCAAUCCUACCGAGAAGAGUGUCGCGGUUCGCAACGAAAAGCGGUCCAGAACCGUUACACGACGCAACGCAGGUGAAAGCGUGGCUUUUGACACUUAUGGUGAACUGGAGGAGUAUCCAGCCAGUACUGAACCUCUCCCAGCAGAACUAUCAAUAGAGGAACUUUGCACAUCCUACCCAAAUCACCUCAAUGGCGAAGGACUCGAUCCCUUCAUCCAACGAAUGCUUACCGGCCUAGACAUCUUCAACCUUCUGCACGAAGACACCGUCGCCGCACUCCAAAGAGAUGGUAUCAUGAGCGCCGACAAAAGAAAUAGAGCAAACUUCCUCACCAAACGUCUUGAUCGACGUAUGUUAUCCCUCGGUUUCAAAGGCAUGAAAGAACUUAUCGAAAAGCCAAAACUCCGGCAUUUCAAGGAUCCAAAGCGCGAGAAUCAAGUUGGUCGCUCAAAAUUGAGAGGCCUCUACCCAAAUCCUCAUGCCCAACCCCGUCGACAGUAUGGGAAAGUGUUUGACCGAAUCAGCAAGACGAAGGGUACAUUGAAGGAGGACGAAAAUGAAACAGAGGAGGAAGCUUUUACAGCCAGUUUGAGCGGCGCAGAAGCAUUGACGUCAAACCCCUUUACACCCAUCCCUCUCACCCAAACGAACCAUCUAAUUGAUUACGAACCGUUUUUCAGCCACUCACCCGAAUAUGUGCGCUAUUCUGCAGCCAUGGCCGACCAGUGGCUUGAUAUCAGAGAGACAGGGCAUCUGAUCCUAUCCCUGGAUCAGGAUUUGAGGAACCCAAAUGGUCCACUGUAUGCAGCAACGCUGCUAGACUUUGGCCUUUGGACUAUAACUGAUGAUACUGAACAAUUCGUGUUCAGUGAUGAUAUUGAGAACUCUCCUGCUUGGGAUUAUAGCAUUCAACAGAUUUUCAUUGACGAAUUUGAACGUGUACUGGCAGAAUCCAAUGGCGAAGACCUGUUGGUGCUCCAGCAGCGUGCUGUUGACCACAUUAUUGUCACAAGGCAGAGCCAAUUACAACGUCUGGAGCGUCUGCUCACCAGAGGGCAGGGUAUGGGAACUAAUCUAAUUCAAAAUUUUGUCAGGAAUGAAUACUAUGGCCAGGGUGCAUACAUCUCGGCUUGUGGGUAUGACACUCCACUUGAGUUGUCGUCAGAUCUGGCUAUUCAACUUCCAAAUGUUUCUCCACAUGCUCAAACAAACACACAAACUCAUUAUUGGAGCAAUGUAUCUGAUGAUGACUGGCUAGCCUACCACAGCAACACUGGCUUUGCAAUUCAACCGUCGGCUCCGCGAGAUGCAACACACCUUGUUCAAAACUCUCAAACUUGGAUUGAACCGAGUUACAACUAUGAUGCCAUGUCGUUUGACGCUGGUUCAGGUACAAUCGAGUCUCAAUUUGACAAUAUCGAUCCUCGACUGAGGCCCAAUUAUUCGAGUCCUGGUACUUCAGUGCACAAUUCGAUUGUUCCUUCAUUUCCUGUUCCUCCACUUCCUCCAAGAAAAAACAAGCGUGAUCGCGACCUGGAGGAUGAAGAAGAGCGUGCUCUCAAACAUCUGCGAAGAUUUUGA
Messenger RNA from Exophiala bonariae, 2034 nucleotides. RefSeq lists its product as uncharacterized. The transcript has a single exon. The coding region runs from base 1 to 2034 and encodes 677 amino acids. NCBI's taxonomy places the organism in Eukaryota, Fungi, Ascomycota, Eurotiomycetes, Chaetothyriales, Herpotrichiellaceae. The record is from RefSeq and is a predicted model, not a curated record.